AUUUGCAUUUACCGAAAUUAUCGGUGCUGAUGUUAUGGGGCAUCGGCUUCACACAGGAUUGGAAAGAAUGGAAUUCAUUCAUGGCGUCAAAGCGGCUCAAAAUUCUCGUGCUUAAAUGUUGUCCUAAUUUAAGAAGUACUCCUGAUCUGUCGGUUUUCACACAGUUGAAGAUUCUCAGUUUGGCCGGAUGUGAGGAAUUGGAGCAUCUCCACCCUUCUAUUGGCAAACUCACAAGCCUCGUUUCCUUAGAUUUGAGUCAAUGUGGGCGUCUCAAGGAGCUACCAGAGGAGGUGGGCGAAUUAAAAGAUUUAGAAGAACUUAUUUUUGAUGGUUCUGGUAUUACAGAGAUUCCUACGUCUAUUUGUUCUCUGAGGAAGCUGAAGAAACUGAGUUUCUACAGUUUAUGGGGUUCUGGGUCACUGAGAGAAAUUUCUAGCUCAAUUGGGGAUUUACAGAAUUUGCAACAUCUUGACUUGGAAGGUUCUGCGAUCGAAAAACUUCCGAGUGAAAUCGGUGACUUGCCUUCCCUCCAGACUCUCAAUAUCGCUGAGACGCCGAUAUCUGACUUGCCAGAAAGCAUCCGUAAUCUUUCUUCUCUCCAAUCCCUUCAACUAUAUUACUGUGACAAGCUCUGCUCGUUGCCAAAGCUUCCUUUGGGCUUAACGAAUCUAGUGGUCCGUUGUCAGAGUCCCACAUUGCCACAGCUUUCUAGCCUAAUCCACCUAAAACAUCUCUGUCUUGACCAUUGCCAUCUACUUGAAGACAUCCCUGAGCUUUCCUCAAGACUCUUGACACUCACUAUUCACGAGUGUGAUAAGCUGAUAUUGCUUAAGCUUGACCGACUCGAGUACUUGGAACACUUUUAUAUGAGAGAUUGCAAUUCCAUUGAGAGAUUGGACCUUUCAUGUUUAAAUCAUCUGAAAAAAUUAUGGGUUGUAAAUUGCAAUAACCUAGUCGAAAUUCAAGGCCCUGACCGGGCAAAGUUCUUGGAACCGUUGGAUUUUAUGGGAUGCAAAUCAAUGGAGACUUGGCCAGAUUUGAAUGGAUGUGAGAGGUUACAGUAUGUAAGAGUUACAAAUUGCAAGAAACUUACUCAGCUUCGAGGAUUUGAAAAGUUGGAUAUAAUUACAUUGAUAAUUGAUUACUGCGACUUAUUGGAAAGAACGGGCCUCUUAUGAACAACAGGUCUUUUGACUUAUGAAGUGAUGCUUCCUCAACAAAGGGUUCUAUACUUUCUUAAAUUGCUAGACCUACAUAAUUGAUGGAGUUGGGGAGUUGGUCAUAGAAGCUGACAUGAUGCUUCAGCCAAGAUCAAAAUGUAGACCCAAAUGUCAAUAGAAGACAUUUGGUCAUCUAGUAAGACUCUUCAUCCUUUAAACGGCCAGGAGUUGUUCGAUGCUGAUGCAUUCUAAUGAUAUCACUUUAGAAUUGAUGAGGCUCUGCAGAGGGAGAUUAAAGCUGCAGUUGAUGAAACUCGGAGAAAGUCCCCAAACACCAUGAGUUGGAGAUAUGGGCAAGAAUGAGCUACGUCAGUAUGGAAAGGCAUUACGAAGUUCUUUGCUGUUGGCGUUUAUCAUUUGCUCCGUGUUGUUAAUACUCUUCAAAGGAUUCUUAAUAUAAUGCGACCUCUUCUCCUGUGGUGUAUUAGUCCUUUGCAAGCUUUGAAAUUGUGCUAUUCUCUAGCAAAAGCACAUGGCAAAUCUCUAGGAGGAAGACCCCAUGUGCAGGUAGUUCUGUAUGUGAAGUCAAGUAUAAUAUGUGAUUUGUUAACAAGAUUACCAUUUAGAUUUCCACUUCAAGCUACAGUUUUGUGACUGGGAGAGACUUUUCGUGGAAAAAGCAAAUGCAGUGGAAUCAGCAAAUAAUCUGUCAAUUGCAGCCAAGAGUUUCAAUGAAAAGGUUUCCAAGAAGACUGUAGUAUCUCAUUCGGAAGAAUUUUGAACACAAAAUAAGGGCAUUCAUUAGUUUAGCAUCAUCCCUCUGGUCUAGUUGCAUCUAUAAAUUCAUAUGUAGGCAUUUUGCAAUCACUUUGGUCAUAUAAUCUCAAACUUGAUUUAUUUAAGCAUGAAUCUAAAAGUGGAAGAGUCACGGCCAUGUACGUUUUCAUACCUAAAACCAAGUAGAGAGACCAGUUCGUUCA
This is a messenger RNA of Eucalyptus grandis, 2140 nucleotides long. Its product is annotated as disease resistance protein RPV1-like. The record is from RefSeq and is a predicted model, not a curated record. NCBI's taxonomy places the organism in Eukaryota, Viridiplantae, Streptophyta, Magnoliopsida, Myrtales, Myrtaceae. Gene Ontology annotation, molecular function: protein binding. The coding region runs from base 30 to 1178 and encodes 382 amino acids. The transcript is spliced from 5 exons.